CUAGUCGGACAGGGUUGUGGAAAAAAAUAAGUAGUUGUCAUGAUAUUUACCUAGCCAAUCUACAAAUGACAGACACAUAUCAAAUUAUACAGAGUACAUUACCCAUGUCAGGGCUCAAGAAGAAUUUUCGAGGCUGCUGAGUGACCUGAUCAGGUGGUGUUGGCACCUUUGUGCCAUCUCAUUCCAAGUCCCUGAGGAACUUUAAUACAGGUAGAAUAUUUUGUCUUCACCAUCAGAUGCUCCAUCCAUCGGUGUGUCAUAUAUAUGGCUAGUCAAGCUGUUUAGUACACUCACCCCCCCCCCCCCCCCACACACACACACACUUUCCCCUCACCCCCCCCAGGAGAAGAUGAACGGCCUGUCCAUUAGAGAGCUAUGCUGCCUGUUCUGCUGCCCUCCUUGCCCCAGCCGCAUCGCAGCCAAGCUGGCCUUCCUCCCUCCAGAGCCCACCUACUCAAUGCUGCCAGACCCAGAGGCUACAGCUGCGGCAGCAGCCGGGACCACGCCUGGUGGUGCACCCCCCUCUCUGGGGGCUCCAGGUUUGCGCUCCCGGCUGGGUGGCGUAGGGGGAGACAGAGGAGGAGGGGGAGGAGGAGAGGGCAGGUGGAAGCUCCACCUGACAGAGAGGGCAGAGUUCCAGUACACUCAGAGAGAGCUGGACAUGACGGACGUGUUCCUGACAAGGUCUAGCCGGGGGAACAGGGUGGGCUGCAUGUACAUCCGCUGUGCCCCCAAUGCCAGGUUCACAUUGCUAUUCUCCCAUGGUAAUGCAGUAGACUUGGGUCAGAUGAGUAGCUUCUACAUUGGCCUGGGAACGCGUAUCAACUGUAACAUCUUCUCCUACGACUACUCUGGCUAUGGUGUCAGCACCGGCAAACCCUCAGAGAAGAACCUCUACGCUGACAUAGACGCUGCCUGGCACGCCCUGCGCUCCCGGUAUGGCAUCAGCCCAGAGAACAUCAUCCUGUAUGGGCAAAGUAUUGGCACGGUACCCACGGUGGACCUGGCGUCCAGGUUUGAGUGUGCUGCUGUGGUGCUCCACUCCCCUCUCACCUCUGGCAUGAGGGUGGCCUUCCCCGACACCAAGAAGACCUACUGCUUUGAUGCCUUCCCCAACAUAGAGAAGGUGUCUAAGAUCCCUUCCCCAGUGCUGAUCAUCCACGGGACGGAGGACGAGGUGAUCGACUUCUCCCACGGCCUGGCUCUGUUUGAGCGCUGUCCCAAGGCCGUGGAGCCACUCUGGGUGGAGGGGGCGGGACACAACGACAUAGAGCUCUACAGCCAAUACCUGGAGAGACUACGGCGCUUCAUCAACCAAGACCUGGCUGCAGCACAUGCCUGAGAGAGGAGGAGAGGGUGUGUGUGUGUCUGUGUGUGUGUGUUUUAGCUCUGUGUGUGCGUGUGUCUGUAAGGAGCUGUACAAAGUCAUCAACCUACAGUACCCGAAGAGGAGCAUCCAGUAUGCUGUAAAUCUGUGAGUGCGUUGAGGGUAUGUGUGUUGAUUCAUGGAAAUGAAUGACCUCUUGACAUGGACACAACUGUCCGACUUUGGAUACGUGUUCCUUGAGACUUCCUGAGGCUGAAUAUGUGUGCGCACCUACAAACUGUCUUCUCUGUGUACAUACAGGUAACUGACGAAAUAAAGGAAACAACAAAGUGUCUUAGUAGGGCGUUGGGCCGCCAGAACAGCUUCAAUGCGCCUUGGCAAAGAUUCUACAAGUGUCUGGAACACACAACCACAACCCCUUUUUAAAUGUGUUUUGUCCAAUAUUUGUACAUUUUUUUUAUCCCAGCCCCCGUCCCCGCAGGAGCCCUUUUAACUUUUGGUAGACCGUCAUUGUAAAUAAGGAUUUGUUCUUGACUGACUUGCCUAGUUAAAUUUAAAAAAAAAAAUGCUUCUUUGAGACCCCUCUUUCAAAGUCACUGAGUUCUCUUCUAGCUAUGGUAGCCCAAAUAAUGGGCAACUGGGCAUUUUUAUCCAACUUUAAGCAUGAUGGGAUGUUAAAUUGUUAAUUAACUCAGGAACCACCGCUGUGUGGAAGAACCUGUUUUCAAAAUACUUUGUGUCCCUCAUUUACUAAAGUGUUUCCUUUCUUUUGGCAGUUACAUGUAUGUAUGUACAACUCAAGAGUUGAACAUGCUAUCUGUACGGACCUGAGUUGACAUCACUCCUCCCUGUGUCUACAGUAGACAGCUGUCUGUCUGCUUUUGUAUUUCUCCCCGUCGCUCUUAAGAGACAUCCUCCCUCUCUGGAUUGCUUUCACCAAUCCAGAGAGGGAGGAGAACUGGCCUUUUUAAGAGUCAUUUGAGAAAUAACAUUUUCUCAUGCUAGUUAUUUUCCGUCCACUUGCCCCUGUCCGCUUGCUAAGAAGUUAAAACAGACUCGCAGGAGAGAAGACUUUCUCAUGUUAUCAGAAGGUCUUCUCUCCUGUGAGUCUGUGUACUAACUUCUUAGUUUAAGGUUAUGAUAACUGAGUGAGGGCAAGGAAUGAAGAUGUACUGCGGUAUUUAAUCUUUGUUUGACUGUUGCCCAUCCAUAUGAUCCAAUGUGUCUGAAGUCUACGGGUAAUGGAGACUUUGAUGUCUCUGAAGCCUUAGAUGAACAUAGAUUUGUAGUCACAAACACAUCUGGAAUCAGGCUAGAAAAUACUAGCAAAAAAAACAAACAAGUUUGUUUUUGUAAGGAGACCUCUAUGUCUGUCUUGAUAGAUUGUGAAUGAAGAACAAUCAAGCCUAUACAACAAAACCGGUUUGAGGUGUCUUUGGAAAAUCUCUUUUAGUUUUCAUUUUAAGGAACAGUCUUCUCUGUAGCUCUUGAGAAGAUGGUUCAGUUUACUGUUUUGAGGAUGGAGAAAGCAGGACUGAUGAUCAAUUGCAGUGGAUGAUGUCCGCGAAGCCAUCUGAACUGUCAUUUUCUGUCAAAGUAACAUGUUAUUUCAUGCGUCUUACAUCAUACACGUACGCAAUAGUUGUUUCGGUUUGCUGCUACUUAUCUGUAUCACAGGACGACAGACCUUUUCUAUUCCUAAUGGUAAAGAAAUUGUGUUAUAGUGUCUUAUAAAUAUAACACUUUUACUGACUUUCUGAGAUCUGUCAGGAUUACACAUUCCUUAAUUCACACUCCUCAAUCUUUGCUCAUGCAUUUUCUCUCAAAGUAAUAACAUUUUUAUAGUGUAUAGCAGAGCCACAGAUAGACACAGAGUUUACGGCUUGACUCAAUCCUUAUCACUGAGGUUCAGCGCUGUAGCGCGGUUGAAAUGUGAAGGUUAUUUGCGAUUUGAGCCGACAUACGCAGUGUUUACCGUGAAUGCGGUCUCCGCAAGCGCAGGAACAUUACUUGGACGUUUCUAGCGGGCUGUAAUGCAGGUCUCCAGCACUACGGAUUGAGUCGAUCCAUUACUCAAACUCUGUUUGAAACGUUGAAUCAUAAUUAGGUUCCAUAACAUAGAUGGAGCCAACAUGAAUGCCAGUUUCAUGAACUGAUGGUAUGAUAUCUGUGGUGUAUAGGAGCUCUUCCAUGGUGACAGAAUGAUUCCUGUCUGAUCCAAGCCGUAAACAAGCUUCUCACUGUUAGUGUGGUGCAGGUUCCACCACAUCAGUCCACAAACAACCACACGGCACAAGCAAGCAUGAUAAGCAGGUCUUAAGUUCAGGACUAUUGUACAAAGCAUCCAAAGUGUAGUUAAAUAUAAUAUGUACAUACAGUGUCUAUUUUAGUAUUGUUGACUAACUGAACUGAACUGACCCCCCCCCC
Messenger RNA from Oncorhynchus masou masou (cherry salmon), 3754 nucleotides. Its product is annotated as alpha/beta hydrolase domain-containing protein 17A-like. The transcript has 5 exons. Bases 350 to 1342 code for a protein of 330 amino acids. Gene Ontology annotation, cellular component: endosome membrane; plasma membrane. Gene Ontology annotation, biological process: regulation of postsynapse organization; protein depalmitoylation. Lineage: Eukaryota; Metazoa; Chordata; Actinopteri; Salmoniformes; Salmonidae. Gene Ontology annotation, molecular function: palmitoyl-(protein) hydrolase activity. The record is from RefSeq and is a predicted model, not a curated record.